Messenger RNA from Penicillium egyptiacum, 846 nucleotides. NCBI's taxonomy places the organism in Eukaryota, Fungi, Ascomycota, Eurotiomycetes, Eurotiales, Aspergillaceae. The record is from the annotation of a GenBank genome assembly.
AUGACCUCUCCAACACCGUUGGUAAAACGAUCCCUCUCUGAGCAAGAAACCCCGGGAGAUGAACCGUUGAGCUCGCCGGCAAAAAGGCGCCGGGUCAAUUCCGCUGAGAAAGUGCCUAUUGAGACAGCUGUCGCGCCCGAAGGUUUCGGAGAACUCAUGCCCCAAGCAAUUGCCGAAACAGAUGUCUUAGUCGAACGUGCCUUCAGCUUAAGAAGUGCACUCGGGUUUGAUGAUUUGCAAAUAGAAUGCAAUUGUCCACCAUUGCGCGGUCGAUCUGACUACCGUAUCUGGCGCCGCAAAAUGAGGCUUAUUCUGAGCCGCAACCUGCUUUUGGAUUUGGUUGAGGGGAAAAUCGGGCAACUCCCUCGAUCACAUCACUUGGAAAGCCAAUUAGAGGGUCUGAACGAGGUGGCGAGGAGAAUCAUCAAUACAAACCUAUCUGCCACUACCAGGCUGAUUGUUCGCAACAUUCAAAACCCACAAAAGAUGUGGGAAAAGCUAGAAAAACACUGCAAACCUUCCGAUUGGCGCUUGGUGCGAUCUGGCUGGCUUGAGUUACAGAAUAUCAAAUACAGCCAAUGUUAUGACGUCUGGGAGUAUGUGUAUAAGGUGGACGAUGCAUGGAGGUGCAUCUGCCUUGACCAGGAGGAUAUUCUUGAGAAACACGAAUUCGCCCGUUGUGCGAGUCUCGUGUGCUCUCUGGAUACACCGAAGUGGGAAACGUGGAAGAUGGGUUUUCUUUCUACCCACAAUAUCAAUGUCCCGAGCUGGGCAAGCCUGGUGGAGAGCUUGACAUCGGCUGAGGACAAGGGCAUUGUGUCCGAUCUGAUUGGCAUUGCAAUCUGA